AUGUCGAAAUUGCGGAAGUGUUGUGUUGUAGGUUGCAAUGCCAACAACAAAACUCAUCGCCUUUUUAACUUUCCAAAGGACGAUAAAUUACGGGAAUUGUGGUUGUCUUUCUUGGUGCCUGUUAAUAUUAAGCUCAGCGGUUUGUCUAAGGAACAAUUGUUAAAUAGAUAUGUGUGCCAAAAGCACUUCGACAGACAGCAGUUCGACGGUGUGGGUAACCGUCUUGCGCAUGGCUAUCCCUGCUUAUUUACUGCAAGGGAAAUGAUGCACGGUAUUCCCUUGGACUCUUCAACUGCCCACGCUCUGAGUGAUCACAACUAUGGUUUACCAAUAGCUGUCCUAGAAGAUUCAAAUGAUUUCACUACUAAUACCAUAAUCAACUCACAAGACCACAUUAGUGAUCAUAAUUAUGUUUUAGAAUGUAAUGUUGAAAAGGGGCCACCAAUUGAAGAACCUAAAAAUUCUAAAACUGAUGGACACACAUGUGUUACUGACACACUACAAAUAACGAAACCUGUAGAAAUUGUGCCAAACCUCUCUAUUGCAUCAUCAAAGGCAGAAUCAAGAGCCAAUAAACUGACCAAAGACUGCAGAUGCUUCAUAAGAAGAAUGAAAAAUAUUGCUGUCAAAGAAAAUAAGCUUGAAAAGCCAUUUUCAGAAAGAUUUGAUGCUGCUAAAAUUCUAAGCCAUAACCUAUUAUUUAAUAAAAGUUUUGGCAAAAUGACGCAACAGGCACAAGAUUUUCUUCUAAUGCAGUUGAAAAUGGCAAGUAAAAAGAAGAAAGCAAUGAGGUACACUACAAAUGAAAAGCUCUUGUCACUGUCCCUAAUGAAGGAAAGCCCCAAAGGAUACAGACUUUUGCAAAAAAUUUUUAAUUUGCCUACUAAAAGAACAUUGAACCGCCUUGCUGAAAACAUCAAAUUUAAUGUGGGCUUAAAUGAUAAUAUUUUUGAGCUAUUAAAGCACAAAGUUAAAAAAUGGGACACGAAGAAGAAAUUAUGCUCUGUUUUGUUUGAUGAGGUGGCUCUCACAUCUCAUCUCACUUAUGACGAGUCACAAGAUGAAAUCAUAGGUUUUAAAGAUUUUGGAAAUGAAAAAGAAUUUAAAUUAUGCGAUCAUGCCUUAGUUUUUAUGCUGAAAGGUGUGUGUUCAAACUGGCGACAGCCUAUUGCCUACUAUUUUUGUGAAGGAACAACUGCUGCUGCUGUAGUUGUACGGAUUUUUAAAGACAUCAUCACUGAAGUCUCACAGUCUGGCUUGAUUCCUUUAGCCCUUGUAUGUGAUCAAGGAACUACAUUUAGAAUGGCUAUAACCAUGUUAAAAAAGGACACCACACACAGAAGAAAUUUAAAUGGAAAAUAUAAUGGUAAGUAA
This is a messenger RNA of Parnassius apollo (apollo), 1374 nucleotides long. Lineage: Eukaryota; Metazoa; Arthropoda; Insecta; Lepidoptera; Papilionidae. The record is from the annotation of a GenBank genome assembly.